Molecule: messenger RNA, 2622 nt
Organism: Closterium sp. Yama58-4
Lineage: Eukaryota; Viridiplantae; Streptophyta; Zygnematophyceae; Desmidiales; Closteriaceae
Source: the annotation of a GenBank genome assembly
AUGGCUGCGCUUGCCGCGCAAGCCGUCUCCGCCGCUGCGGCCGCUGCACUGCCGGCUUUCCCGCCGUCGCAUCCGCGCGCUUCACUAGCAGCCAGGAUCACGCCGCUGCGGAUAGGAGGGGCGGGGAAGCGCGGCUGUAGCAAUGGCGGCGGUAGCCGCGCGGGGAGGAGGGGUGGAGCUGUGGUUGCGCUGGCUGCUCCGCCUGAAGCCGUGACUGCGAUCGUGGAGAGCGGAGCUGCGACCAUGGUGUCAGCUGCUGAUUGGACGAGCCACCUCGUGCUCGCCACGCUCAACACAGCUGCCACGCUGGCAUCCGACGGGCCAAUAGAAUUGCCCCCCGUGUCUGGCGUGCCCGCUUAUCUGGAAGACCCAUGGGCCAUUCCCGAGGUCUCUCCAUUGCAAUCUUUCGCCAGUAUACUGCUGACGGGAACUAUCGGUGUGCUGUUGUUCCGGGCUAUCAAGAGACGAGCAAGCAAGGUCACAGAAUCACGCUUCCGGUCAGACUCGGUGGAGAAGCUCUCGUCCAAUCCGGUGGUGGAGGAGCGGAGGCGUCGGGCGGCAGAGGAAGCGGCAGAAGCAGCCAAGCGGCCGCCACCCACGGUGCUGAACACGCUGGGCGGCGCACUGGUGGCGGGAUCGAUCGCAAUCGUGCUGUACAAGUUUGCCACGUCCGUUGAUGAUGUGUUUGCCGGCCAGACCCUUUCCACCACUUAUACGGUUCGGAACCUCUCCAUUGCUGUCAGGACCAUAGUAUCGGGCCUUGUAUGGCUUGGCACAUUCAUCUUUGCUCUCAAUUCCCUCGGUCUCACGCUCUACGCCUUUCAACUGGCGCUGGGUAUGGACUCCCCUAAAGACAGCCCCGUUAGUGGGACUGGGAGUCAGGCAGAUACAGUGGGAUCCAAAGAUAGCGAGUCUAAGGAGGCAGAGGUUUCGGUUGGGGGCGAGGAGAAAAAGCCAAUGGGUUUUGGAGCCCAAGCGCAAUCCGAACCAGCGCCGCCAGCACCAGCAGGACCAGAACUAGCCGAUCCAGCAUCAGCCAAUCAGGCCGCCGUCGUUCCGCCAGCACAUCAGACGGCCGUCCAGACGGCUGUCCAGGCAGCCGGCCAGCCGGCAGUGCAAUCGACGGACGAGGUGCUUCUGGGGAGAGUGGUGGAGAUAGCGGCGGAGCUCAGCCGUCAGAUGCAGGAGGAGCAGGCGCUGCAGCAAUCCCAGGGAGCAAUUCUUGGAGAGCAGUCGCCACCCUUCCCUCCUCCCGUCCCCCCUCCAUCCGUCCCCUCUCCUCCCUUCCCCCCUCCACCGCCCCCCCCUCCCGCUCCGCUCCUCCCACCUCCUUCUCAAGCCCAAGCAGCGGGGGUAGGAAACACUGCAGGAGCGGACGAGGUGCUUAUAGGGAGAGUGGCCGCGAUAGAGGAACAGCUGAUGCUGCAGCUUGCAGGGGCUAGUGACGAGGAGGGGAAGAGGGAAACUGGAGGAGAGGAAUCAGAAAAGCACAAGUUCUCCUUCGAGCCAGGCAAGGCCAAGGUCCGACACUACGACCGUCUGGUGUCCCUCAUGUACCCCUUGGGCAUUGCAUUCUACCACGUCGUCAUAGAGCUCUUCUCCUUUGAACCCGGCAAGGCCAGGGUUCGUCACUACGACCGUCUGGUGUCCCUCAUGUACCCUCUGGGCAUCGCAUUCUAUCACGUGCUCAUAGAGCUCGUGCCUCACCUCUUCGUGCUCUCCCCGCUGCUGCGCGACAACCCCUCCAUCCCCAUCGCAAUCGCCUCGCAUCAGCCAGUGUACCAGGCCUGUGGUCGCUCCGCGCCUGCCAUGUGGGGGGAGCUGCGGCGUCGCUUCCUGCUGCCCCCCAACGGUCUUCCCCUCUUCCGCCCAGGCCUUGUCCCCCGCCACAAUCACACCUACUUCCCACCUUCACCUGCUGCUGAUCCCACCACCGCCCUCGUUCCACCAACCAUGCCUGAUUUACCAAUCGGCUCCACCGAUGGCGCCAGCAGCAGCACAAGCAGCUCGCUUCCUGUGCCAGCUGGUAGUAGCGACAUGGACGUGCCGCUGUGGACUGACGCGCAGACCGCCCGCCUGCCGUACAGCUGGCGCGCCGUGAUUGCGCACCGGCGCGGCGCCAUGCGCCACCUGGCGGCUUUUGAUUCGCUCGUGGCGGAGAUGAAGCGAGUGUUCCCGCCGCAGCGGGUGUUUGUGUUUGAAGGCGAUCUGCCGAUAUUGCAAGCCAAGCUCCUCUUCAACAGAGCAGCAGUGUAUGUGGGUCUGCACGGAGCGGGCCUCUCCAACAUGAUCUUCAUGCCCUCCAAUUCCUCUGUCUUUGAGAUUCGACCUCGGGAUUAUCCCAACCCCUGCUACCACCACUUAUCCAUGGCCACGCAACAGAGAUACUACCUGGUGUUCGGAAACGGGACUAAGGAUUCGGAGUUGAGGUAUAAUAUGAGCGAGGUGGUGAAUGUUUUGGUGAUGAUAGCGGAUCAGACUAAAAGGAGGGUGCCAGCGAGUUCUUGGGAGGCGGAGGAAGUAGGUUCGGCUUUGGAUGAGUUAAAAGAGAGUGAUUAUAUGGAUGUGAUGCUAGAUGAUGCUGGAAGUGGGAAUCCUGAGCCAGAUUUGACAAACUUAUAA